AUGGAUAUGGAUAUGGAUGUUCCUAUGCACGAUGCUGUAGAGGAACAACAAGCUGCGCAUAACGAGGACCUACAGACUAGUGGUGGGAACGAUAACGCAUUAACCACGGUGACGACAAAUGUUGGCAACGAAGGCGAGGAUGAAGAAGAAGAUUUUAAGCCUGGAUCCUCUGGUAUAGCCGACCAUAAAUCUGUGAAGCCUUUAGAAUUGAACAGCUCCAGCAUUGCUCAGCUCGAUCAAUGGAUCGAGUAUCUGGGCAAUUGCCAGAUAUUAUCGGAGGACGACGUCGCCAGGCUGUGCAAGAUGGCAGUGGAUGUUUUACAAUUUGAGGAGAAUGUCAAACCGAUUAACGUGCCAGUGACAAUAUGUGGUGAUGUCCAUGGCCAAUUUCAUGAUUUAAUAGAACUGUUCAGAAUUGGCGGGCCUUGCCCGGAUACAAAUUAUUUAUUCAUGGGCGAUUACGUUGAUCGUGGAUACUACUCUGUCGAAACCGUGUCGUAUCUGGUUGCCAUGAAGGUGAGAUAUCCGCACAGAAUAACGAUACUGAGAGGAAACCAUGAGUCAAGGCAAAUUACGCAGGUUUACGGUUUUUAUGACGAAUGCUUAAGAAAAUAUGGUAGUGCAACCGUUUGGAAGAUGUUUACUGACUUGUUUGACUACUUCCCUAUCACAGCACUAGUAGAUAACAAAGUGUUUUGUUUGCAUGGUGGAUUAUCACCAAUGAUUGAGACCAUCGAUCAAGUCAGAGAAUUGAAUAGAAAGCAAGAAGUUCCUCAUGAAGGACCAAUGUGUGAUCUAUUGUGGUCCGACCCUGACGACAGAGGCGGUUGGGGUAUUAGUCCCAGAGGUGCGGGUUUCACUUUUGGUCAGGAUAUCAGUGAGCAAUUUAACCAUACCAACGACCUGUCGCUGAUUGCUAGAGCUCAUCAGCUUGUCAUGGACGGUUACGCCUGGUCUCACCAGCAAAAUGUGGUGACCAUCUUCAGCGCGCCCAAUUACUGUUAUAGAUGUGGUAACCAAGCCGCUAUCAUGGAAGUUGAUGAGAAUCAUAAUAGACAAUUUCUGCAGUACGAUCCAUCCGUGAGACCCGGCGAACCUACUGUCAGUCGAAAAACUCCCGAUUACUUCUUGUGA
This is a messenger RNA of Torulaspora globosa, 1134 nucleotides long. RefSeq names its product serine/threonine-protein phosphatase. The coding region runs from base 1 to 1134 and encodes 377 amino acids. Gene Ontology annotation, cellular component: cytosol. Gene Ontology annotation, molecular function: protein serine/threonine phosphatase activity. NCBI's taxonomy places the organism in Eukaryota, Fungi, Ascomycota, Saccharomycetes, Saccharomycetales, Saccharomycetaceae. The transcript has a single exon. Gene Ontology annotation, biological process: peptidyl-serine dephosphorylation; mitotic cell cycle. The record is from RefSeq and is a predicted model, not a curated record.